CAUGAGGUGUCCCAGCCCUAGAGCCAGAGUUACAGGUGGUUAUGAACUGUCAAGCGGUAACAUUCUUAACUGCUGAGCCAGCUGUCCAGCCCGUUUGUGGUUUUUGUUUGCCGUACUGGGGAUGACUUAGGGCCUCCUUCAUGUUAUGUAGGCCACCCAUGCUCCAUUCCCUUCCAAGGUGUUUAAGUUGUGAAGAACUGGUCUCUUUCCCACAAUGCCUAUAUCAUUUCAUAUCCCCACCUGCCAAUCACAAAUGAUCCCAUUUCUCUGCACCCCACUGACACUUGUAAUUGUCUAUGUUUUGUUUUCAACAAUAGCCAUUCAUUGAGAAGUUCAGGAGAUUUCAAAGCCUAAGGUAGACCACAAAGAGAACUUUCUCUUUAGGGCAAGAAGAGCUCAACGUUUGCAAGGGUUUUCGGGAUGCUCCGUCCGUCCUCAUCACAGGCGUCCCAGAAGUCUAAAGCUCUUCAGGUCAGCCCAGGAACCUGUCCCUGACCUCUGCUUCUGACCUCCUGGCUUCUCCCCUGCAGGUGCCUGGCUGCAGCAAGCCAUGCUCUGAGCCAUGCCCAGACCGGGACAGCCUCGCCCAUCGUCUGGGCCUCCUCGCUUGGGUCCCUGGGAGAGGCCAACAGAGUUAUGCCUGGAAACCAAUGAUGAGCGCUCCCAGCCCCCACCAGGCCGCCGCACCCGCAGGCCGGACCCCAAGGACCCUGGCCACCACGGGCCAGAGAGUAUCACCUUCAUUUCAGGCUCUGCAGAACCAGCCACUGAGCCCCCAACCUGCUGCCUCCUCUGGCGCCCCUGGGGGUGGGACUGGUGCAGGGCUGCCUUCUGCUUUCGCCGCUGCAGGGAUUGCCUGCAGCGCUGUGGGGCUUGUGUGCGGGGCUGCAGCCCCUGCUUAUCUGCUGUGGAUCCCACUGAGGGAUCUGCUGAAGUCACCUGGGUCAAGGAGAAUGGCGUGCCACCCAGCCCGGACUGUGCACCUCCCAGCCGCCGGGAUGGCCAGCGGCUCAAAUCCAGCAUGGGCAGCAGCUUCAGCUACCCUGACGUUAAGCUCAAGGGCAUUCCAGUCUACCCCUACCGCCAUGCCACCUCCCCAGUCCCUGAUGCGGACUCCUGCUGCAAGGAGCCCCUGCCUGAGCCCCUUCCCACACGGCACAGCCUGCCAAGCACCCUCCCCAGCAGCCCCCGCGGCUCCGAGGAGUAUUACUCCUUCCACGAGUCGGACCUGGACCUGCCCGAGAUGGGCAGUGGCUCCAUGUCGAGCCGGGAGAUCGACGUGCUUAUUUUCAAGAAGCUGACAGAGCUGUUCAGUGUACACCAGAUUGACGAGCUGGCCAAGUGCACGUCGGACACUGUGUUCCUGGAGAAGACCAGCAAGAUCUCAGACCUGAUUAGCAGCAUCACGCAGGAUUACCACCUGGACGAGCAAGACGCCGAGGGUCGCCUGGUGCGCGGCAUCAUCCGUAUCAGUACCCGCAAAAGCCGCUCCCGCCCACAGACCUCCGAGGGGCGCUCAGCCCGCUCUACUGCCCCUGCUGCUGCCCCCGACAGUGGCCAUGAGACCAUGGUGGGCUCUGGCCUCAGCCAGGAUGAACUGACAGUGCAGAUCUCCCAGGAGACGACAGCAGAUGCCAUCGCCAGGAAGCUGAGGCCAUAUGGAACCCCAGGGUACCCAGCCAGCCAAGACUCGUCCUUCCAGGGCACGGACACAGACUCUUCAGGGGCACCCCUGCUGCAGGUGUACUGCUAACCCCCUAUGGCCCGGCACUCACAGCCCCUCUUGGAAGAAGCAUAGCCAGCGGAGUGGAAGACCCAGGACCCCUUUGUGUGGAGGCCAGACCCUGAGCCUAGCAGUGACCUCUGGCUUCUGCUUCUGUUGAAUGAUUUAGACCAUGUACAUUUCACAGGGCCAUGGUGUCCCUGUCCUCUGCCUAUCCAGCUGGACUGACUGCUGCCUGGGCCUGUUUCUUCCUGUGGCCUGAAAGCACAGCCUUGGGAAGUAGUUUUCCAGUUCUAUUCCCAUGUCACCCCCAAGCAAUUAUGGAAACUAUAUAGAUAGCAUGGCCUCUAUAUGUGAUUCUCUGGGCAGCGCCCACUUGUUACAUUGCUGAGCAGUUUGGAUCGGAUCUUGGAUGUUCUGUAUUGUUAACAUGACCAUUGUUGCAAGUAUA
This is a messenger RNA of Peromyscus californicus insignis, 2174 nucleotides long. It is a transcript of the gene Kdf1, whose product is annotated as keratinocyte differentiation factor 1. The transcript is spliced from 3 exons. Lineage: Eukaryota; Metazoa; Chordata; Mammalia; Rodentia; Cricetidae. The record is from RefSeq and is a predicted model, not a curated record. Gene Ontology annotation, biological process: keratinocyte development; regulation of epidermal cell division. The coding region runs from base 563 to 1753 and encodes 396 amino acids. Gene Ontology annotation, cellular component: cell junction.